Molecule: messenger RNA, 2628 nt
Organism: Akanthomyces muscarius
Lineage: Eukaryota; Fungi; Ascomycota; Sordariomycetes; Hypocreales; Cordycipitaceae
Exons: 1
Coding region: 1-2628 (875 amino acids)
Biological process (GO): L-tryptophan biosynthetic process
Source: RefSeq, a predicted model, not a curated record
AUGCCCUUGCUUCAGUCACACACCGGCUCCGGCUCAUCGUCGCCGCCGCCUUCCACGACGAGCCGCACCGGCAGCAGCGCAGAAGCAGCGACCGCUGGCAUGCCGCCGUCGCCGCCACGCAUCCUGUUUCUCGACGCGUACGACUCCUUCACCAACAACAUUGUCUCGCUGCUCCAGGAUGCGCUCGGCGCCGACGUCCAGGUCCAUGUCAUCCACAUGGACCUGCGCACGCUGCACUCGGAUCCCACGCCCGACUGGACCACGGAGCAAUUCUACGCGCGCCUGCCGUCAUUCGAUGCCGUGGUCUGCGGACCCGGCCCUGGGUCGCCGCUCUGCGCGGCCGACGUCGGCGCGUUUCGGCAUCUGUGGGAUCUGCCGCGCCGCAGCGCCAUUCCCGUCUUCGGCAUCUGCCUGGGCUUCCAGAGCCUGGUCGAGCACUUUGGCGGACGCAUCAGGAAGCUGAGACGGGGCCUGCACGGCAUGGUGAGGGCAAUCGAGCACAAGGGGCUGGAGCCUGCCGCGGGAUACGCCGACAUCUUUCAGAAUGUCUCCCCAUUCAAAGCGACGCUGUAUCACAGCCUGUGUGCAGAUAUCGGACAGGAUGAAAUUGAAGACGACCAGUGGCCCUUUGCAAAAUGGCAGACGCCGUCCAUGGCACAGGAUUUGAUUCCGCUCGCAUGGGUGACGGAGCUAGAGAACGACAAUGAAAGAGUGCUAAUGGGAGUCCGACACGCCAGCAUGCCGUUUUGGGGUGUCCAAUGUCACCCGGAAUCCAUUUGCACAGAUUCUAUCGCCGUCCAUGGUAUUUUACGCAACUGGUUCGACCAGGCGACAAAGUGGAACGAGGUCAAUGGCCGCAAGCAACAGACGUGGACCCUGCCGCUUGUGCACUCCGGUAGCCUCGAAUCGGCUUCAGCCAGCACAACUUCAACUACAUGUGGCCCUUCAGAGAGAGACUUGGCGGCGGCUCGGUGGUUGAAUGCGCUGCGCUCUGGGCCUGCCAGUCGAGGCACGAAACCUGGCUACGUUUGCCGAAAACUGAGACUGCCUGACGGCGUCGACGCCGCUGAUGUGGCCGAAAUACUUGGCCACGGCUCUAGCGAAGCUAUUCUGCUGGAUUCUUCCAGUGCCAAGAAUGGCGAUCCUCUGGCACGAAACAGCAUUAUCGCGCUGGAUGUUGAUGAAGCUACACGUCUGGAAUACCAUGUCCGCGACGACUACGCGACGUUCCGUCGUCCUGCUUCGAAAACUCCAGGCGGCCGCUCCGAAGAAGUGCAGGAGAUUUCGCUCGACGGCACGGAAGAUGACCCCAUGGCGGUGUAUCAAAUAAUGUCCGAAUACUGGAAGGCUAGGAAACUUGACGACACUAUGAACGAUGGCCUGCCCGCAUUCAAGGGCGGAUUUAUGGGCUUUGUUACGUACGAGAUGGGCCUCAGCACCCUGAGCCCUGGCGCAGUCUCUGCACAUCGUGGUCACCACCGGCCAGAUCUUGUCAUGGCUUGGAUUUCCAAUAGCGUCGUGCUCGACCACAAGACUAGCACCGCUUAUGUGCAAAGUUUGACGACAGAAGACUGUGACGGAAGUUGGGUUGACGGUAUCGUGGAGAAGCUGCAGAGCUCUGCGGUAUGGCACGAUCCCAGCUCUCGGCGCGCCGUCAGCCGCCCAAAGGCGACAUUUACUCCGGAAGAGUUGUGGGACGACGUAGCGGGAGGUGGAAUCGAUCGUUUGAGCAUUACCGUACCCGACUCGAAAAAGUAUGAGGCUGAUGUCCGAGAUUGCCAAUACGCCAUCAAAGAAGGCCAUUCAUAUGAACUGUGCUUGACAGCGCAGACAACCAUGACAAGGCCGCCCAUUGGAAACAGCAACAAAGAGCGCUCACCGUGGGAGAUAUACCGAACACUCCGCAGCAGACAGCCCGCUCCAUUUGGAUCGUUUAUCCGUCUGGGUGGUGCCACCAUCGUCAGCUGCUCUCCGGAGCGCUUCCUGUCAACAGACCGAGACGGUCUCUGCCGCAUGCGCCCGAUGAAGGGCACAGUGCGCAAGUCGUCCGCCGUGUCCACGCUCGCUGAGGCGGAGAAGAUUCUGCACAUCCCCAAGGAGGAAGCCGAGAAUCUCAUGAUUGUCGAUCUCGUGCGCCACGAUCUGUACGGCGUUUGCGGCCCGCGAAAUGUCACCGUGCCGGACCUGCUCAAGGUGGAGGAGUACGCCACCGUCUUCCAGAUGGUCACGGCUGUUCACGGGCAGCUGCGUCAGACGGACGGGCCCCAUGCCCUCAACGGCAUUGACGUGCUCGCGGCCACGCUGCCGCCGGGCAGCAUGACCGGCGCGCCCAAGAAGCGCAGCUGCGAGCUGCUACGCGUCAUCGAACCCGGCGAGCGCAGCGUCUAUUCGGGCGUCGUCGGCUACUUUGACGCGCAGGGCCAGGGUGACUGGAGCGUGACGAUUCGCACCAUGUUCCACUGGGACGAUGAGACGGCGCCCGGCGAGAAUGGCGAGACGGAAGAGCGCGAGGUCUGGCGCAUCGGCGCGGGUGGCGCGGUCACCAUUCUGAGCACGCCGGAAGGGGAGAGGGAGGAAAUGUUUACAAAGCUGUUUGGUCCCCUCGGCACAUUUAGAGACGCGGCAUAA